AUGAGCAUAUUUAAUCAAAAGUCCAAGUUUAAAGUCAAAACCGAAGUGCGCAAAGUCAAACAAGCCAUCCCUGCCCCAGCCAAGCAGCAGCAGCAACAAAAAUCCAACGGGCGCGCAUCCUCGGUAGCGACGACAGGCAGCAGCGCCCACGGCACACCGCGCGGCUCGCCCGCCCCAGGCUCUUUGAACCCUUUCCCAUCUUCCUCUAGAAGCAAACCUCGAUCCCAUCCGCAACCCUCCACCUCCCCAGAGACCCACAACCCCAACAGCCGAAAACGCCGCUUGGCCAGGCCAAUCCGCAGCAGCCGGUCGCCGGCCACCCCCAGCUUCAGCGAGUCCGAGGCCGGGUCGGGCGACGAAGACGACGAUGACUGGCGCGACCGGCUGGAUCCGCACAAGCGGCGGAAGCGGGCGCACACCGAAACGGUUGAGGACCCCGCGCGGCGGGUGAAACACGCGCGAUUGUGGACUGGCGACGAGCAGGACGGCGUCGCGCGGGAGAAGCUGGUGAUCGUGCACUCGGCCGACGUCGCAUCGCUGGAGGACAGGUGCCAGCCCGUCAUGGGCCUCAGUCGGGAGGAGGUAGGCGUGCGGUUGCGGUACCCAGGGUCUAAUUAUCUGGAGAGGUACGAGCUUGUAUGGGGAAAGGACAAAAUUGAUGGCGCCAUGGACAUCAUGAAGGUGGUCAAGCACGUUGCCUCGACAUAUCUGACCGAAGAGGAGGCGCAGCCAUUUUUGGACCCGAACACCGGCAUCUAUCGCCGCUUGGAGAAAAGCAAGAAUACAAAGGACGGGAAAGGCUUCAAGACAGCACUAGCGGAAUACAACGAGCAGCUCCUGGCGUUUCAGAAGAAGGGCGUUAUUGUCAAGAACCUGGACAAGAUGCAGAGCGUCCCCCGGGAACUCGUCGAAUUUAUUCUAGACCAAGUAUACGACCGCACCGUGGCGCCAAAAGUCGAACUUCUAGCCAAGUACGAAAACGGCACCGACAACGUCUAUGGAGAACUUCUUCACCCCUUCAUCUCCGACAUCUUUGAGAGGACAAAACUGACCUCGGACAUGGUCUUCGUCGACCUUGGCUCUGGUGUCGGAAAUGUGACGCUUCAGGCGGCGCUCGAAAAGGGGUGCGAGAGUUGGGGGUGUGAGAUGAUGGAGAAUGCGUGCAACCUUGCCGAGGCGCAAAAGAAGGAGUUUACGGCACGUUGCCGCCUCUGGGGUAUUGCGCCUGGAGAGGUCCAUCUCGAACGCGGGGACUUCCGUAAGAGCGAGAAGACGCUUGAAGCCCUCAAAAGAGCAGACGUGGUUUUGGUCAACAACCAGGCCUUUACGUCGCAGCUCAAUGAUCACCUCGUCAACAUUUUCUUGGACCUCAAGAUUGGAUGCAAGAUUGUCUCGCUCAAGACGUUUGUCCACGACAACAAGAUUGCCGAGAACGACGUCGCUUCAUCGAUCUUGAACGUCGAACAUUUGACAUACCCUGGUGGUUGGGUCAGCUGGACUGCAGCGCCGGGUACGUUUUGCAUCUCGACGAGGAAGUGA
This is a messenger RNA of Canariomyces notabilis, 1539 nucleotides long. Its product is annotated as histone H3-K79 methyltransferase. Gene Ontology annotation, cellular component: nucleosome; nucleus. NCBI's taxonomy places the organism in Eukaryota, Fungi, Ascomycota, Sordariomycetes, Sordariales, Chaetomiaceae. Gene Ontology annotation, molecular function: histone binding; histone H3K79 methyltransferase activity. Gene Ontology annotation, biological process: subtelomeric heterochromatin formation; regulation of transcription regulatory region DNA binding; DNA repair. Bases 1 to 1539 code for a protein of 512 amino acids. The record is from RefSeq and is a predicted model, not a curated record. The transcript has 2 exons.